This is a messenger RNA of Salmo salar (Atlantic salmon), 4801 nucleotides long. RefSeq names its product fucolectin-6. The record is from RefSeq and is a predicted model, not a curated record. NCBI's taxonomy places the organism in Eukaryota, Metazoa, Chordata, Actinopteri, Salmoniformes, Salmonidae.
AUCGCACUGAUGUAGGGCUGGAAGUCAAACUAUGGCACAGUAGUGCAGUUGACUAGUUAUCAUGGUAUGGUAAAUUGUUUGGAGGAUGUCCUUGGAGACGAGGGGGCUGGGCAGGGUCAUUGACUUUGUGACUGGUGUAUAAAUGAAUCAGUCAGAUUUAGUUGUCUACAGAGCUUUUACCUACAUCAACAUCAACAUCAACAGUGACCUUAUUUUUGUUGAGUGUGAAGGAUGAUGAGAUCAACCAUGAUGUUCCUCUUGUUGACUCUCCUGGGACUGGCAUGCUCUAUUGGCCCGACCGUCCCAAGAAAUGUUGCCUUGCGUGGAAAAGCUACACAGUCAGACCUCAUCGAGAACACAUGGCACGGUUGGAGUCAUGCCUCCAAUGCCAUUGAUGGGAACCGCGAUUCACAUUUUCAUCAUGGGUCCUGCACUGCCACUGAUGAAUCCACUAGCCCCUGGUGGAGAGUGGACCUGCUUGAUACCUACAUAGUCACCUCCAUCACCGUCACCAACAGAGGGGAUGCUGUUCCUGAGAGGCUUAACGGGGCUGAGAUACGAAUAGGAAAUUCUUUAGUGGACAAUGGCAUUCAUAACCCUCUGGCUAAAACAAUUUCCUCCGUUCCAGCCGGCAGUUCUCUCACCCUGGCCUUUGACCCAGGCUUCAAAGGGCGUUAUGUGACUGUGGUUCUACCAGGAGAGAAAAGACUUCUGACACUCUGUGAAGUGGAGGUUUAUGGCUACCUUGCCCCAACCGGAGAUAAUGUGGCUCUAUAUGGAAAGGCCACCCAGUCGUCAUUGUAUGAGUUUGGCAUUCCAGGCAAUGCUAUAGAUGGGAAUCGCAACGCUAUUUGGAUAGGAGGGUCCUGCACCCACACUCUAGAGGACAUCAACGCCUGGUGGAGGGUGGACCUUCUGAAGACCUACAAAGUGUUCUCCAUCAUCAUCACCAACACAGUCGACAGUGUACCCAGCAGACUCAAUGGAGCUGAGAUUUGCAUUGGAGAUUCCCUGAAAGACAACGGCAUCAAUAAUCCUAGGUGUGCUGUGAUCUCCUCUAUCCCAGGUGGCAAUUCAAGCACUUUCCAGUGUAACGGCAUGGAGGGUCGAUAUGUCAUCGUGGUCAUUCCAGGGAAGAAGGAGUAUCUGACCUUGUGUGAGGUGGAGGUGUACGGGUCACCCCUGGAUGGGACCGGGCCUACAUGUAACUAAAUCAGAUCAUUAUCUCUUAACAGCACCCUGCAAUGUUUUGUGGGCUGUAUUACUAAAACAAUUCAACGUUUUAGUAUACUAUCACUGUUCUGGAAGUUCUUCUUGCACACUGUUUUUGGAUGUUUGGGUAUAAAUUGGCUAACAGUUUUUGUAACACUUUUUAAGAAUAACUUUCAUUAAUUAUUAUGUAGCCUAAUUAUUGGUUAGACAGUUAUCAUUCAUACCUUGAAAUGAAUGUAAUGCUGUAAUAAUAAUGCUAUUAUGUUUGAAUUAAUGGUCCCGCUUUAAAUUACGUUCAGAUUAUAAAGGCUUCAUAAAGCCUUAAUAAUGCCUUCAUAAGCAGUACAUACAUGUUUACAAAGCAUCUAUAACCAUAUGUCAUGCUUUAUAAAGGGUUCAUAAAUGUGGCAUAACUGUGUGACAUAAUCACCUAUAUCAAAUGUGAUAUAACCCACUAAGUCAAAUAUGAUAUAAACAUGUGCUUUAUAAAGGGUGCCGUGCUGAAGGAUGGCAAAAGCUCUAAAGUGUUGUCAUCUUAGUACACAUAAUACCUAAUCUCGUUCCCAGACACUUCCGCCCAAAUGCUCAGAAGGUCUGAUGGAGCAAUGCAUCAAACUUGGCCUUCAUUUGUCAGGGUUAGGUUUCAAAUCACAUUUUAACAAGAUAAAGUGUGGAAAUGGGCAGGGUUUAGCCAAAAUUAUUACUUUUUGACUCUGUUAAGUAGUGACGAUGACAAAUACUUUACUCAGUAAGGUCACUGCUCUAGAAUUCUAUGGCCACUCCCACUAAGGCCAAUUUUGAAUGGUUGAUAUCCGAGGCUUCAAUGUGAUGUGUGAGCAAUAGCCUGGGAACAACAUUACACCAAAAAACACUUACCUUGAUGAAAGUCCCCAACCUAAAGAAAUUGAAAGUGUCUUUCUUCUGGAACUAAGUUACAUGUUCCUCAGUACACAAACAUGCAAACAACAAUAACGAGCCAUACCGCACAGUGCUGGGCCCUGUCAAGUCUUUGACACAUUCACCCACUACCCUGCUGAAAGAUCAGCCACAAAAUAUCUGCACCAUUGUAACAUGUUGUAAUCGAGCCCUGGUCUCCAGCAUGGGAACAGAAGAGGAAUACCUGGUGCAGUAGUCUCAGGUUGGACUACUCCAAAUCAUCUUGGUUCUGACACAUAAACGCAAGCUUUGCAGGUCCAUCAACCCAUUUAAUACCUCUCACACCCUACAGUAACCUGUGGAUCAUGAGAGAACCUUCAUAAAUCAGCAGAACGUUAAUAACCUAUUUAUUAACACUUCAUGUAGUGUCCAGUAAUACUUAGUUUGAAAUGAGACACCUUCGCAUGACGCUGUACUUCAUUUAAAGUCAGUCUACUUUGGUCAUUUAUGACACAUACAUAAAUGCCUUAUAUCAUAUGACGCUGAACUUACUAUAAGGUCAGACGCCUUUGGUCAUUCAUAACACAUGCAUAAUGGCUUAAUGAUGUUAACACAACUGUAUUAACACUUAGGGAAUUGGCAUUAAAAGAUAAAACAAGUAAACAUUAAAGAAAUGUUUAAACCAUACAGUACAUUGAUUUUUAUUUGUACAUUUUUAAAACAAUACAAAUACAUGACAUUUCAAGAAGUCCAGCAAUGCCAUUACAUUGAACAUUACACAGGGAUGUGAAUAGUGUAGCUUGUCCCUGAGCUGGCAGAAGAAUGGUUCUUGCCUCCCUUCUUGCUGGAGGUACUGGGUGCUGGUUCCAACCUUAAAUGAACAACAAAGUUAGCAGGUCUGUUAGGAAAGGUCGUUUGUCACACCAUCUGGAUAAGGGCAUUUCUGUGCUGCACAAGAAACUCGAAACGGGAAUAUGGGAAACUCCAUUAAAUUCGUAUUAUUACAACAAAGCUAUGAGACAUGUCUGUAUCUAGGUGAUAUGUAUUUAGCUGAGCCUGUUAGCUAACAACAUUUUGUCUAGCUAGUAAUUGCUGUGAAGUCACCGACAUUAUUUGAAAUAAUGAUUGAGGCGGCUACAGUAUGUAAUCUAACUCAACACUUAACUACUACAAACACAUUUCAAUGACAGUAAAUAAAGGUUAACUUACUUGUUUUGGAUUUGGGAACUCAUCACAUCAUCAGCGUCUCAUCAGCAACACUAAAAAAGUACUUCUCUGUCACGGAAUUUUGGAAAUGUUCCAAAUAAAGUCCCCCACGUAAUAGUAGAAAAGUCUCAAAAACCAUUCAUGAUAUAUGAAAAAUAAUUGUCUAAACAUUAAACAUUGAUUUUUAAGUGACAUUUGCAUUACAUUUAGCUCAGUUGGUAGAGCAUGGUGUUAGCAACGCCAGGGUUGUGGGUUCGAUUCCCACGGGGGGCCAGCACAGGAAAAAAAAAAAAUGUAUGAAAUGUAUGCAUUCACUACUGUAAGUCGCUCUGGAUAAGAGCGUCUGCUAAAUGACUAAAAUGUAAAUGUAAAUGUGUUUAAAACAUGUUCCAAGGUCAAAUAAAUGCUCCCAAUGCAAAUCACUAUAUAUAGACUACAUAUUGGCUUAGAGCAGUAACUGUUCUGGGUGCAGCAGUACAAGUAUUGCAGGGAAUACUUAAUAGGGUCUGUAGAAUGUAUGUAUAUAUGGUGUCAUUUCAUGGGGCUCUAAAUAAUACGGAAUGUGGCCAGCCUUUUACUCCACCCAUUCCAUUGGCGGCCGGAUCACAUCACAUGUGUGCUUACUGCACUACAGAAAACCUGCUAACAAAACAACAGUGCAGAGCUUGCUCACUGAAUUAAAGGUCAACUACACUUAAAAAUAUACGUUUCUUAGAUUUUUCCCAGACCUCAAAAGUCAAACCCUGAUGUGGUCUAAGAAUUGUUGUGAACACAGAAAAAUAAACGUAGUUUUUCUAUUAAGAAAGUGUGAAAAAACUGGGGGAAACCAGAAAGAAUGGGGAAAAUCUGAAACCUGGAAAAACAAAACCAAGAAAAUGGAAUUUGUGGAAAAAAAAGAAGUAGGCAACAACAAGAAAAAAAAAAAUGAUUGUAAAAGGCCCUACCAACGUUUUUUGCUUUGCAUGACUCCACUUUAGAGCCUGUGUUCUCCUGCAGCAUAGCAUUUUGGUGGAAGUUGAAGUCAAGUCCAAUAUUGACUAUGCCCCUAAGAGGGAAAGAGGUUUGGGCCAUUCUAGAAAUGUUUUCGUGAAAUAUAAUAUAUAACAUUUUGCAGACACUUUUAGAGUGGUCCUGGGAAUCGAACCCAAUAUCCUGCCAUUGCAAUGCUCUACCAAGAUGUAUGACAGGGUUAUAAAUGCUUUGUGAAGCCACAAUUUAAUAUGAUUUAUAAGCUCUUUAUUAAGCGGUGCUCAUGCCACCCUUUAUAAAGCCCAGGUUUGUAUCAUAUUUGACAUAGUGGGUUUUGACCUUAGACAUUGGUGGUUAUGGCAAACAGUUAUGCUACAUUUAUGAACCCUUUAUUAAGCAUGGCAUACGGUUCUAGAUGAUGUGUAACACAUUUAUGUAGUGUUUAUGAAGGCUUUAUGAAGGUUUUAGAAAGCCUUUAUAAACUGCACGUCAUUUAAAGCGGGACCAAAUUAAUUAAUAAACUGAAAUCUGGAAUGUU